GGGGCCGCUGCUGGGCGGGGUUGCGCCUGUCGGAGGGGGGCGGAGCGGUUGCGCCUGCGCGCUGCGGCGCUUCCGUCGCGGCCCGAGGGCGAACGGAGGCGGGAGCCGGGCCCAGCCGCGCCGAGCCGAGCCGCGCCGAGCCGCCGCCGCACCGACAACGCCAUGGCCAGCUCCCCCGUGUCCCGCGUGGUCUACAACGGGAAGCGGAGCGGCGGCCCACGCUCCCCCGGCGCCGGCAGCGAGAUCUUCACGCCGGCCCACGAGGAGAACGUGCGUUUCAUCUACGAGGCCUGGCAGUGCGUGGAGCGCGACUUGCGCAGCCAGAUGGGCUCCGAGCGCGGCCUGGUGGAGGAGUAUGUGGAGAAGAUGCCGAACCCUAGCCUCAAAGCGUUUAAACCUGUUGACCUGGGUGAUCUGAAGAGGAGGAACACACAGGAUGCAAAGAAGUCUUAAGGCGAGUCCUCCCUGUGGAUCGGCAGCUCUCCUAAGGUCCUCAAGCAGAUUUAAUUUGAGAUUUUGUGUUGAUUUCCUCCUCUGGUCUGUACUCCCAAAAGCCCGAAGGAGAGCCAGUCAGCUUUGGGGCUGGCUCUGAAGCUACCUGGAAUCAAAAGAUGCUCAGGGGCUUGCUGAGGAUGCCCAGAGCCUGUUGCAAAGGAUUCCAGUCCCCCACUCAUAGCUUUCUCUGGCCUCAGGCUGUCCUUCCCCACUUCAUCCUGGGCUCCUACAUCUCCUGUUCUUCUUCCAUCUCUGCCUCUGGCACACUGAGCUCAUGGGCUCCUUGGGUUCUGCUUUGUGGCCGGGCAGAGCCAAGUGGCUCUGUUAUUGGUAAGGGCAGUGCUAGUUCUCUGCUCCUUUCCGUGCACCAGGUUACAUAGCUGCUGGGGCAGGCUAGGGGAAGGAGGGAGACUUGGAUCUGUCUUUGUGCCUGGGAACAGAUGAGCAGCCCCAGUUCAACACUCCUUGUGCAGCUGACUUCUGGGCAGGGCACACUCCAGCUGUUCCUUGCUCCCUUGUGGGAGUGUUUAAUUUGUACCUGGGCUGCUGGUGCUUGGGACCCAUCGGUGCUGCCAGAGCUCCUGGCUCUGUAUUUGAGGCUGGAUUUUCAUUGUGCUUAGGUUAGGCCAGGUCCCUAUGGUGCUUGAAGUGGAGCUGCUCCUCUCCCAGUAGAGGGAGAGGGACUGGGUGUCAGCCUUGGCUGCAGCCCCAAGCACCUAAGAGGUGCUUGGAUGAGGGUGCUGGGCUGUGUUCAGCCCCUCCUGGCUCAGUGCUCUCGCAGCUUCAGGAGAGGUGGCAGCAGCGGGCUUGGGGGGUCAGCUGGUGCUGACUGUGUGGAAAGAAGCUUAUUGGCAUCCUCGCUGGAGCAGCGCUGUGCUCUUUUAUACUAACACCGCUUUCCAGGCGUGUGCCCUCGGAAGAGACCUGGCCUCUGCAGCUGGCAGAAAUGCCACUGGGGGGGCAGGCCACAGCCAGUAUAACUUGCCCUGGUAGGAGGCACUCUGGGCACCCUCCCUCCUGGCUAGGCUCAGAUGGUUUCUGCAUCAUCACCGCUGAGCGAGGGAGAGCAGCAGUGCCAUCCUCACCUGUCUGAGCAGACCAGCCAUGCCCACCGUGCCUCUGUGCCCGCAGCAACCUGUGGGGAGCAGCCCCCUGCCCGCCUGUGCUCUGAGCUGGCAGGGAGGGGGCUGCCAGGGCCUGCCCAGCACCAGUGGCUUCAGGAGGGGGCUGGGGGAGAGCUAGGUCUGCCAUUACCUUUCCUUUGUUGAGUCGUUGAGCUGUACUGUUCCCUUUCCUUUUUUUUUGUUUUUUUUUUUUCUGUUGUCUGUCACUUGAGGAGUGUUGUAAAUAAAAGCUGGUGUCCUUUUGGGUCUGCCUCAGUGUGAUGCUGCCCUUAGCACCUGCUCCUGGCGUGGGGCAAGGCCUAUCCCUUAGUUCUUGGCCACCCAGGUUGUGUCUGGUGCUGGAGCAGCAUGUGGACUCUACUCAGCCCCUCCAGCAGUGCUGGUGUUGUGCUUGGUGCAGUGCUGUGAAGGCCUGGGAGAAGGUGGCCUUGGUCCUAGCCAGCUGUUGCCUGCCCAGUCCUUCCUUGGUUGCCUGCUGUUCUGCCCAUGCACCCGCAGCCUGUCUGGGGCAGAGCCCUGGUUCUUCCUUACUUUAGAGUCCCAAGACAUUUCUAUUUUAUCAUUUAAAUCCUGUCUUUUCCAUUUUGGACUUCAGCAUGGACAGUAAAGGCCAGGGCUGUCUGUGCCAUGUCAAGCCUGACCUAGCCCUAAGGAGAGGUAAUGUAGAGAGGGAAGCUGCCUCUUACUUAUUUAUUUUUCUUUCCAGAAGGGAUCUUGCCCUUGUUUUGGGCUCUUAGUUGCCCUGCAAGGUGUGCAGCUGGGCACUACGUGCUGGUAGCACAAUGCCCUUGGGUGCUGGCAGCCCUCCUACGCACCAGCAUCCCUGGAGCUGUCGCUGGACCAAAGAUUUAAAUGUUGAGACUAUUAAUACACUCAUAUCCUCUUCCCUUCCCUGCUUUAAUGGCAUUAAACUAUACUUAGCAUUGCUA
Messenger RNA from Dryobates pubescens (Downy woodpecker), 2548 nucleotides. RefSeq names its product MAPK regulated corepressor interacting protein 1 (gene MCRIP1). The coding region runs from base 163 to 453 and encodes 96 amino acids. NCBI's taxonomy places the organism in Eukaryota, Metazoa, Chordata, Aves, Piciformes, Picidae. The record is from RefSeq and is a predicted model, not a curated record. The transcript has 5 exons.